Chondrus crispus (carragheen) is the source of this 198-nucleotide messenger RNA. RefSeq lists its product as hypothetical. Bases 1 to 198 code for a protein of 65 amino acids. The record is from RefSeq and is a predicted model, not a curated record. NCBI's taxonomy places the organism in Eukaryota, Rhodophyta, Florideophyceae, Gigartinales, Gigartinaceae. The transcript has a single exon.
AUGGGUCGAUGGCAUGCAGCAGGGGAAGCGGAGGGACGAGACCGAGGAGCCGCAGCCGGGUGGCCCGGCUGUCGGCGCCGCCGCACAGGUCUUGGCCGUUUUGUUCUCGAUCGGGAGGCAGUAGAAAGUCGCCUGGUUUUUAUGUUGACUAGCUUAUUCAUGUUGCGUAGUUUGUACGAAAGUUACAAGGUUGUGUAA